Messenger RNA from Xenia sp. Carnegie-2017, 1995 nucleotides. Its product is annotated as STE20/SPS1-related proline-alanine-rich protein kinase-like. The record is from RefSeq and is a predicted model, not a curated record. Gene Ontology annotation, molecular function: protein serine/threonine kinase activity; protein serine/threonine kinase activator activity; ATP binding. NCBI's taxonomy places the organism in Eukaryota, Metazoa, Cnidaria, Anthozoa, Malacalcyonacea, Xeniidae. Gene Ontology annotation, biological process: protein phosphorylation. The transcript has 17 exons. The coding region runs from base 20 to 1525 and encodes 501 amino acids.
CAACUUUUCACGUUAAAAGAUGGCGACCAUGAAUGGAAAGAGCUGGCCAAAUACUUUCAAUGAUUAUGACCUUCAGGAAGUCAUUGGAUACGGAGCAACAGCUGUAGUUCAGGCGGCAUUAUGUAAACCACGCAAUGAAAGAGUUGCUGUAAAAAGAAUAGACCUUGAAAAAUGUGGAGCAAGUAUCGAUGAAAUGCAGAAAGAAAUUGCUGCAAUGUCCCAAUGCAACCAUGAAAAUGUUGUAAAUUAUUAUACAUCAUUUAUUGUUAAACAAGAACUUUGGAUAGUAAUGCGCUUGUUAGAUGGAGGUUCUAUGUUAGAUGUGAUCCGAUAUCAGAUCAAGUUAGGCCGUAAUCAGGGAGGUGUGUUGGAUGAAACAAUAAUUGCAACAGUUCUUAAGGAGGUUCUUAAAGGAUUGGAUUACUUUCAUAGCAAUGGUCUUAUUCAUAGAGAUGUAAAAGCUGGUAAUAUUUUGCUUGCGACUGACGGAACUGUUCAAGUUGCAGAUUUUGGCGUCAGUUCCGCGUUAUAUUCCUAUGGUGACCGUAGUCGACCAGAGAAAAGAACCACAUUUGUUGGUACUCCAUGUUGGAUGGCACCUGAAGUCAUGGAACAGGUGAAUGCCUACAACAACAAAGCAGAUAUAUGGAGUUUUGGUAUUACUGCCAUCGAAUUAGCAACCGGAACUGCACCAUAUGCCAAAUUUCCCGCCAUGAAGGUUUUAAUGUUAACUUUGCAAAAUGAUCCACCUACACUUGAAACAAUAUCUGAAAACAAAAAUGAUGACUAUAAAAAAUAUUCUCGACAAUUUCGUCGUAUGAUUAGUUUGUGUCUUAAUAAAGAUCCUCAGCAAAGACCUGACGCUUCUGAACUAUUGAAAAAUGCUUUUUUUAAACGAGCGAAGGGUAAAGCUUUUCUAAAGGAAACACUUUUACCACUUGCUCCUCCGCUUGGUGAAAGAUCGCAGAAGGUUAAACGCGUUCCAGGCUCUAGUGGUCGUCUUCAUAAAAAUUCCGAUGGCUUAUGGGAAUGGUCUGACGAUGAGAGCUAUGGUGGGCCUGGUAACGAGAAUGAAAAUAAAAUUGAUGCACCAAAUGAUAAUAAAGGAGAGCAAACUCCAGUUACUUCGAUGACGAGUGAUCAAAGCGAUCAAGUUACUACACCAGCUACACAAGCCUGUGUUGUUUCUAAACCAUCCAAUGAAGAAACGAGUUCCUCUGAUAAACCAGUCCUCAAUCUCACUUUACGCUUGAGAAAUGCUAAAAAUGAGCUGAACGAUAUUAGAUUUGAUUUUAAACACGGUGAAGACACACCGCAGGGCGUUGCUCAGGAACUUGUCAGUGCGGGACUUAUUAAUGGUGUUGAUAUGAUAUUAGUGGCAGCAAAUCUAGAAAAAGCUCUUGAGAAUCCAGCUCUCUACCACCAUCCGGAGUUUAUGGUCUUUCAACUGAAAACAUCCAUUCCAGUUGGGAUUAUGAAAGAUGAAAAAUCAUUAAUUGGUUUUGCGCAAUUGACGAUAAAUUAAAUACUCGUUUUUUCAAUGAAUGAGACAAAUUGUCUGAUUUUAAAAGUACAGUGAUCUUUGCUUCCCAAAUAACAAUCUAUAGUUGUGUUGAUAAAUAUCGUUUGAUACACAUAUGGUUUGUCAUUUCACUCUCAAUCUAAAAUAUUUAAAGCCAUUUGUGUAAACAGCUCACCAUGAAAUUUAUCGAUGAGAAUUACUGAACAUUUUCAUACUAAUGGUUAAAAACAUUCGUAAAAUUUAUAUGUUUCUCAACUCAGCUCUUUUUUUGAAUUAGUUUCGUGUACUGCCGCCAGCUACUUUUUCGUAAAAUUUUAGUCUAGAAACAGACGGUCCAAGUACAAAAAAACUGACUGUGAUUGAAAAUUUAUGUCUACUUUAUGUAAGUAAGAAUAUUUAUGUUAUUCUACAUGUAAUCACCUGUAAACCAGUAUUUAAAUUUCAAGAAUCAGUAUGUGUUAUGUUGUGAUGAA